This is a messenger RNA of Pogonomyrmex barbatus (red harvester ant), 2929 nucleotides long. RefSeq names its product kinesin-like protein 68D (gene Klp68D). Gene Ontology annotation, biological process: microtubule-based movement. The record is from RefSeq and is a predicted model, not a curated record. Gene Ontology annotation, molecular function: microtubule binding; microtubule motor activity; ATP binding. Lineage: Eukaryota; Metazoa; Arthropoda; Insecta; Hymenoptera; Formicidae.
GAUAUACCGCAAAUGCUCGCAUCGGUAAAAUAGGAUUCUUUCGAAACGUCACACUCGACUUUCCCGACUUAUUUCGUCUUGCUCGAUGACGAGACGAGAUAUCGAUUUGACGUCCCCCAACCCGGCGUCGCGGCGAGAAACUGGAGUCGCUCGCGCACGCUUGAUGUACGUUCACGCGUUUCUCAGCUCUCUGCCCUGUCAGAAAAAUGUUACGCGAUCACUUUCGCGUAGCACUGGUGCCGUGAGUGGAUUCAACGAUCGCGCGUGUUGACGCUCGCCGGUUAACACGCUUCUCGCUGCAGUUUCAUUCCCUUCCUGGGCCCCGGGCCCGUCGCGCGCUGCGCGAGAAUCAAUAUACGGGGAAGAACGACGGCGAGCCGUUGACAACAAAUUCUUGAACUAAACAAUGGAUCAAUACCGAUACGUCGCUACGGAGGGCAAUACGUAGAAACGACGAGAGCCGCAUAUUUUACCGUCGGUAUGGAAAAGUUGGACAACCAGCAGAAGGCCUGGAAGAAGAAGAGUAUGAAGUCAAGCGCGGGCGCGGAGGUAGCGACGCAGUGCGUGAAGGUGGUCGUACGAUGUCGACCGAUGGACGAGCGGGAGAUCAGUCGCAAUUACACUCGCGUGGUCGACGUGAUCCCGUCCAGAGGCGCGGUUGAGGUGCGGCAUCCACGCGACGAUCCGUCCAGCGAGACCGUCAAGGUAUUCACCUUCGACGCGGUAUACGAUUGGAAUUCCAGCCAGCAGGAGCUGUACGAGGAGACGGUCAGGCCACUGGUGUCCUCGAUACUCGAUGGCUUCAACGGCACUAUCUUCGCUUACGGACAGACCGGCACCGGAAAAACGUACACUAUGGAGGGCUCCAAGACGGAUCACGAGAGACGUGGCAUCAUCCCGCGCUCCUUCGAACACAUAUUCAAUCACAUCGGCAGAUCGGAGAACAUGCAGUAUCUGGUGAGGGCUAGCUAUCUGGAGAUUUAUCAGGAGGAAAUACGUGAUCUGCUGCAUCCGGAUCAGAGCCUACGCUUCGAGCUGAAAGAAAAGCCGGAUAUUGGGGUAUAUGUUAAAGACUUGUCGACCGCCGUCUGCAAGAGCGCGGCUGAGAUACAGCACCUGAUGAACGUGGGCAAUCAAAACAGAACGAUCGGCGCGACGAACAUGAACGAGCACAGUUCGCGGUCACACGCGAUCUUUCUCAUUACGAUCGAGAUGGGGAAUAUCGGUGACUCCGGUGGCAUCCGAGUGGGACGCUUGAAUCUAGUCGACCUCGCGGGCAGCGAGAGACAAAGUAAAACUGGCUCGUCGGGAGAGAGAUUAAAAGAGGCGAGCAAAAUCAAUCUGAGUCUGUCGGCUUUGGGUAAUGUGAUCUCGGCGUUGGUGGACGGUAAAACCACGCAUGUGCCAUAUCGUGACUCUAAGCUGACGAGGUUGCUGCAGGAUUCUUUGGGUGGUAAUUCAAAGACGAUUAUGGUGGCAAACAUCGGACCGGCCAGCUACAAUUACGAUGAGACUCUGACAACUCUACGAUAUGCUAGCCGCGCUAAGAACAUCAAGAACAAGCCUAGGAUUAAUGAAGAUCCAAAGGAUGCUUUACUGAGGCAAUAUCAGGAGGAGAUAGGUCGAUUGAAAGAAAAACUUGCGCAAAAAGGCGUGGUGCAGCGAAAGAAGAAGAAAUCAAAAAGAAAAAAGGAGGAUGAGACAAUUGAUUCGGAAUCUGAGACAGAAGAUAGUCGAGGUGAAGACAAUAAGAUAUCCGAAACCGACAAGAAACUCAUAGCGGAGCAGUUGAAGGCCGAGAAGCAAGAGACUGAAAAUCUCGUACAGAGAAUAAAGGACUUGGAGAGUAAGAUGCUCUGCGGUGGUAAAAACAUAAUCGAUCACACGAACGAACAGCAAAGAGCGUUGGAGCAAAAAGCGGCUGAGAUCGCGGAACGUAAGAGACGCGAGGUCGAGAUGCAACAGAAACUGGAGGAUGAGGAAUUGACGAUGGUCGGCGUGAGAGAGACCUAUACCACGUUGCAGCAAGAGGUAGAUGUCAAGUCUAGGAAAUUACGGAAAUGCUUCACUAAACUGCAGGCCUUGAAGCAAGAGUUAGAGGACGUGACCAGCGACUACAACAGAGACAGACGAGACUUGGAGCAGGAGCAACACGAGUUGAUGAAGGAGCUCAAGCUCAAAUACCUCAUAAUCGAGAACUUUAUUCCCGAGGAAGAAAAGACGAAGAUUCUAUCCAGAAUCCAUCUGGACGAGGAGGAGGACUGCUGGAUCGUGAAAGAUCCCGAGCCAUCGAGUAUAGAUGCCAUUAAGCGACCGACCUCCGUACCAGGUGCCCGUAGGCCGGUCUCGGAAUACGCGCGGAUCGCUCUCGCGAUGGGACGAGGGUGCCGUUACGCGGGCGAGAACAUUCUUAACUUGGACCUCGACAUGCCGGCACGGACGACCUUGGAUUAUCAGGGACCGGCAAUCGCGCCGACGAUUCAGGCCGUUCUGGAGGAAGCUCUGCGCGAUGAAGGCGAUAUAGAUGUCGACGCCUCGAGCACGAGGCUGCGAACCAAACCGCGUUUGCAGUCGGCGCGAAUUAGGCCGAAGAGUGUUACCAAGAUGCAGCAAAUCCCGGCGCCGGUUUACCCGAAAACGAGAGGCCUCGUUCCGAAGUAAAUGAAAUCGGAAUGAAAUGAUUAAAACCCCGAUUGGCGCGCUUUUUAUUUUUGUUUGUAAAGAAGAGUGUAUAUAUAUAUAUAUAUAUAUAUUAUGUAAACCGCAUAUUGUGCUUUAAUUCUUCGCGGUUGCGUAGGAGGUACACGGACAAGGAAAACGAAAUAUGUCCUGCAAUUCUCUAGUCAUUGUGCAAUGCGUAAACAUAUGAUAUGUCACUACGUCUCGAACAUAACUGUUGUAAUAAUACAGUAUAAAAUAGCUCUUGAAA